AUGGAAUACAUAUAUAUUUUAAGAAAAUUUCUUUUCUGUUAUUUUUCUGCGAUUCUUUUAGGAACUAAAUAUGAAAUUCCAAUAAGCAUAUCUGUGUAUGGUGAAAGUCAACAUUCAGAAGUAAAAUAUGUGAAUAUUUAUUCAAGAAUAUUAUCUGAAACAGAAGAAAAUCACAUUCCAUCAUUAAGAUGUCAUGAAUUAAAGUAUAAAUCAGAAGAUGAAAUAAAUCAAGAAAGUUGUAUGAAUCGUGAGAAAUUUAAAGAAUUUGAUAUUAAAGAAGAAAAUGAAGAAGUUCAAAUGGAUGAAUAUGAAGAGGAUGAGGAAGAAAUAUUUGAAGAAGAAGAAGAAGAAGAAUAUAUUGAUGAGAAAAGUGAAAAUUUUGACAAUAAUGAAGAUUUAAGUGAUCAGGAAUAUUUAAGUGAUAGGGAAGAUUUAAAUGAUAAGGAAUAUUUAAGUGAUAAGGAAUAUUUAAGUGAUAGGGAAGAUGUAAGUGAUAGGGAAUAUUUAAGUGAUAAGGAAUAUUUAAGUGAUAAGGAAUAUUUAAGUGAUAGGGAAGAUUUAAGAGAUAGGGAAGAUUUAAGAGAUAGGGAAGAUUUAAGUGAUAAAGAAAAUUUAAGUGAUCAAGAAAAUUUAAGUGAUCAAGAAGAUUUAAGUGAUCAAGAAGAUUUAAGUGAUCAAGAAGAUUUAAAUGAUAAAGAAGAUUUAAGUGAUAAAGAAGAUUUUAAUGAUAAGGAUGAUUUGGAUAAUAUGGAUGUUAUUAAUGAUAGGGAGCAUAAUAAUAAGGAAGAAUAUGAUAAUAAUGGAGAAGAGGAAAAUUUUAAGAGAGAGAAAUAUGAUAGAACAAUUAUUAAUAAUAUAUAUAAGGGUAAAUGGGAUGUGGGUGUAGAAAAUGAUCAGAAUAAAUGGAUAGAUGAAAAUAAUGAAUUAAUAGAUAAGUGCAAUUUGAUUAAAAAUUGUACAAAUGAGAAAUGGAUAGAUUGUGAAAAAAUUCAUGAAGAAUAUGAAAAAAAAAAAACUUACGAUGAUUCGAUGUGGGAAAUUAUUAAAAAGGACGAAUAUGAUAAGUGGGAUUUAGGACAUCAAAAUGAAGAAGAUAAAUGGGAAAUUAUAGAGAUAGAUGAGGAUACUAAUUCAAUUAUAGAAGAAGAACAUGAAGAUGAAUUAAAUAAUAUUGAAACAGAUGAUGAAAACAAAUGGGAUUCCUCACAAAAUGAAGGAGAUAAAUCUGAUUAUAUAGAAGAGAAAAAUGAUGGAGAACAACAAAAAAUCGAAGAAGAAAAAGAUGAUGAAAACGUUAUUUAUGAUAAAUGGGAUUUUAUAAAGAAUAAAGAAAAUAGAUGGGGUAUUUUGGAAAAUCAAAAAGAAAGAAUGAGUUUUUCAGAGAAAGAUGAAAAUAGACUUAAUUUAAUUGAAUUAUAUUUUGAUAAUGAUUAUAAUUAUGGAGAUAGAAAAGAUAAAAAUGAUGAUUUGAUAUUAAGUGAACCAGAAAAAUUACAUGUUAUGAAACAAGUGGAGGAAGAUAAUAAAAAUGAUGUUAUCGAAAUAAAUAAACAUAUUAAAAAAGACAUCGGAAUGUUUUAUCUGUACGAAGAAGAAUUGAAAAACGAAAAUGAUAAAGAAGAAUUGAUAAAUAACAGUGAUAAAAAUAGUAAUACAGAAGGUUAUGUACAAAUAAACAAAGAAAGUGAUAAACAAAUUAAUGAAGGAUAUUAUGAAAAAGAAAGAAAAUCAAAGAAAUUCGAAUUAGAAAGUGAUUAUAUUACAGAAUCAUCUGAAAAUAUUAUUAAAAAAAAAAAAGUUAAAAAAGAGGAUAGUAAUAAUAAUAAUAUUACUAUAAAGAAAAAUGAAGAUAUAGAUUAUAAUAUUUUUAUAAAAGAUUUAAAGGAAGACAAAGUUGACAAACUUUUUAAUGCUUUUGGAAGUUAUCCAUUAAAAAAUGAUAUCCUUGGUUUAUGGUGGGAAGCACUUGGAAUAAUUAAAUUAGGUUUUGAAUUAAUAACAAGAGAUUUUAAGAGUUAUAUGAAAACUUAUUUAGAUAAAUAUGAAUAUAAUCAUAGAAGAACAUAUGAAUAUCCUUUUAUAUGGAGUUAUAUUCAAUCAACCUGGGGAAGAUGCAUACUUAAUCUUGGAAUGGAAAUAGCUUCAGAACAAAAAGAAUUUUCUAGAAGUUUUUAUCAUUUACUUAAUAAAACAGCCAAUGUUGAGGAUAUUACAAAUUUUAUUUAUUCGGGGAUAUUGUAUUUUGAAAAACUAAGAAAGCGCUUAUUAUAUAAAUAUAAGCGUACCUUCCGUAGUAAAAUUAGGAAAUUACCUGAUAAUUUUUUAAACAUAAAAUUUUACCAAGGUAAACUUAUUUAG
Messenger RNA from Plasmodium gaboni, 2358 nucleotides. RefSeq names its product putative exported protein. Bases 1 to 2358 code for a protein of 785 amino acids. The transcript has 2 exons. NCBI's taxonomy places the organism in Eukaryota, Apicomplexa, Aconoidasida, Haemosporida, Plasmodiidae. The record is from RefSeq and is a predicted model, not a curated record.